UAAAAUGUUGACCUUACUUCUAUUUCUAACAGACACAGAGGUGGAAACUGAAAGGAGUACAGGUAAAGAAAAAAACAGCAAAAAAAAAAAAAUGGAUGUAAGUUUAUUUAAUCCUAGCGCGACGUAUGGUCAGCUUUUUGUUCAGUAUCGUAUUAGCGUAAUUUAAAGCAAUCAUUUCACUUGCUGCAAUACUAAAUUCAUGCAACUAAAGCUUCAUACGUUGAUAUCUAUUAAUAGAUUCGAAAAGAUGCCGUUAACAGCGAAUUAUAAAUACGUAGUUUAAAAAAAAAAAAUUGUUAUAAUUUAUUUUUUAUUUUUACAUAUUGUGGAGAAAUGAUGCACUUUGUUAGAGUGUGAAUGAAAGACAUGGACAGACAUGAUACAUUAUGAGUCUGAACGAAAGACAUGGACAGACAUGAUACAUUAUGAGUUUGAACUAAAAACAUGGACAGACAUGAUACAUUAUGAGUCUGAGCGAAAGACAUGGCCAGACAUGAUACAUUAUGAGUCUGAACGAAAGACAUGGACAGACAUGAUACAUUAUGAGUCUGAACAAAAGACAAGGACAGACAUGAUACAUUAUGAGUCUGAAGGAAAGACACGGACAGACAUGAUACAUUAUGAGUCUGAACGAAAGACAUGGCCAGACAUGAUACAUUAUGAGUCUGAACGAAAGACAUAGACAGACAUGGACGGUCAUGAAACAAUAUGAAUCUGAACGAAAGAUACAGACAGACAUGAUACAUUAUGAGUCUGAACGAAAGACAUGGACAGGCAUGAUACACUAUGAGUCUGAACGAAAGACACGGACAGACAUGAUACAUUAUGAGUCUGAACGAAAGACAUGGACAGACAUGAUACAUUUUGUUAAUCGAGUAAGAAUACCGUGGAUCCUUGGGAAAACUAUGUCAAUUCUAAACAUCUAGAACUUGAAGAUUUAUGUAAAAUUUACCUUUUAGGGGGGGGGGGGGGGGGGUGGGACAGGGAGAAAGGUGUUGUGUGAGGGGAGGGGGGGGGGGCACAGAAGGGGCAAAGAGAAAGUUGAAGAGACCGUUCGGGACCAGCCCGUGCCGUUAUUUCGACAGGAUUACGGAAGUUUGAUGUUUGGUUGUUGAUUGGAGACAGUCGAAUGCAUGUAGAAAUUCUAAUGGGUAUUGCUCAAAUGUAUCUGAUUUAAUUAUUUUGAGCGACAUUGGCAUAGACUACCUGUUUUUAGACCUAGUCAAAAUGUAAAGUUAUCUCAACCAGCUAGUUAGGUUCCAUAUUUGUUAAAAAUUCGUAGACCGUAUGCUUUGCCAGGACAUUUCACUUCAUUUAUAUAUGUAUAUUUAUGUAUGUAUAUAUGUAUGUACGUAUAUAUAAAAAUUUAUAUAAAUAUAUGUAUGGCAUCUUUCCGUCUGCGGGAGACGAUAGAUUACCUUUAUUGCUUGCAGCUCUUGGUGUGGCUGGUGAGGCUAAUCCUCGAAUGGCAGUCUCUGUUACAUUUCUCACACACGAAUGAGGUGGAGCAGUAUUUACCGGCCUUCCUCCUCGCUCUUUUUGCAGCUGUUUCCGCCCUGUUUUGCUCCUCGGCAUGUAGUGAUCCUACCUUCACGAUGUCCCGCCAUGAGGAUCGAUCCUCUGCCAGCUCCUCCCAUGAGUUUGAGAUGUCGAUGUUGGCCGACUUCAUGUCUCUUUUGCAUAUGUCUAAGUAUCUGAGACGAGGCCGUCCAACUGACCUUUUCCCUGUCGCUGUAUAGCAUGUCCUUUGGUAUGCGACCAGAUUGCAUUCGCUUGACGUGUCCAAGCCAGCGGAGGCGUCUUUGGAUUAACAUGGCUGGGACGCUACACAUGUUUGUUUGGGACAGGACAUCCGUGUUGGGGACUUUGUCUUGCCAUUUAAUGUCAAGGAUGUGGCGCAGGCAUCUGAGGUGGAAGCCAUUGAGCCUUCUUUCGUGGUUAGAGUAUGUGGUCCACGACUCGCAUCCAUACAGAAGUGUGCUCAGUACGCAGGCCUGGUACACCUGCAGCUUAGUUCUUGUUGUGAGUCUGGCGUUUGACCAGACUCUUUUCCGAUAUAUUGAUAUAUAUAUGUUACAUAUUUACUGGUUGGUAAUGGUUAAAUUAGAAAUUAUUCUGUUUGUAAUUCACUUUGGAGUAGGCCAGAAAUUGAAACGAACAGCAUAGUGUAACUGUUUCCUAUGAAAUCAGACGUCUUAAACUUGGCACUUUUACUGAAUAUUUGUGUGCGAUGCCCCGCAGGGACGUGGCGGGGGCGCUGUCAGUGCACACAUUUUUCAAGUCCUCAAAAAAUUUCAUCAGAAAAAAAGCAAAUACGUUAAUGAAAGUGUUUUUUCCCCGACCACUCCGCCGACCACUCAGCCGACCACUCCACCGACCACUCCGCCGACCACUCCGCCGACCACCCCGCCGACCACUCCACCGACCACUCCGCCGACCACUGGCCUAUAGGCCUACCGGUACCAGAGAACGAGAGUUUUAAUUCAAGGUGUCCCCAGUUUAAUAAGUGUUGCUAUGGCGGCCAGCCUACGUUAGUAGGCAGAUGGAUUUUUCUUGUAAGCUUCUAGAAAACUUAGAAAUCAAUUUUUUGUGUAGAAAAUGACAUACGUUUGCAGCCCACAAAACAUAAACAAUAACAAUUGCCUAAAUAAUAAGAGUCGAGUUAUAAAACCCCGUGAAUCAAGAAGCAAAAGUAUGUCGAAUCCACCGACCCUAUGCCUUUUUUAAUUUUUGAGACAGAUAUAGGGAUCAUGGUGAGGGCUGUGUGAAAAAAAAAAAGGGGGGGGGGGGGUCACUCGCCCCGAACGCUAACAUCAGGGGGCAUUAAUAUUGAAUUGAACGAUAAUACACCAUGCACUCAACUUAGACAAAGGGCGCUAUGAGUUUCGGAUUCUUUCAUCCAUCUCUGUGGCGCUACAGCCCAUGUAGGGCUUUGGCCUGCCUCACCACUUCCUUCCACUCAGACCUAACUAAUGCCUUUCUUUUCCAUGCUUGGACUUUCAGCUGUUGUAGAUCUUUUUCAACAUCAUACAUCCACCUAAGCCUAGGUCUGCCUUUGAGCCUUUUUCCUCUGGGGUAUUGGUGAUGCACCCUCUUCGUUCCUCUGUCAUUUGGCAUUCUCUCUAGGUGUCCUGCCCAGCGUAGCCUGCCUCUUUUUAUUUCUGCUACUAUCGUGGGACCCUGAUAUAGACUGUACAAUUCAUGGUUGGUUCGUAUUCUCCAUCCAUAUUCAUCCUUUGUUGGUCCAUAUAUUUUCCUGAAAACUUUCCUCUCCCAUGUGUUGAAUAGGUUUUCUGUCUUUUUUGUUAGGGUCCAAGUUUCACUUGUAUAUGUUACUACUGGUCUGAUUACAGUGUUAUAAAUAGUUUUCUUUGUUUCUCUUGUAAUGUUUUUACUUUUGAGUAUUUUCUGACUCCUGAAGUAUGCCCUGUUUCCGGCUGAUAUUCUUUCUUUUAUUUCUGUUAGUAAUUCGUUUCUUUCAUUUAACAAGGAUCCUAGGUAUUUGAAUUGAUUUACUUUUUCAAAAGUCUGGUUUCUAAUUUUAAUUGCUUCAUCUGUUUGUUCCUCUCUUAUCAUGGUCAUGUAUUUUGUUUUUUGGUUGUUAACUUCCAGCCCUGCUUGUAAUGAUGCGUCUUCUAAUUCAAUGAAGGAUUUUGAUAUGUCUUUAACACUUUUCCCUAGCAGUUCUAUGUCAUCAGCAUAUGCAACAUACUGAAAUGGUUGGUUGUAGAGUGUGCCCGUUGGUUGUGGGUCUUGAGUUUCCCUCAGAAAGUAUACUGUUAUCGUUCCUCGAGUGUCAAUGUGUAUGUUUCUCAUAACUCUCUCUAAUGUUAGGUUAAAAAGCAUACACGACAGUGAGUCUCCUUAUCUUAGGCCUCGUCUAAUCUGAAAUUCCCUUGAAUAUUCUCCUUGAAUCUUGAUUUUUGCUUUUAGAGUUGUUUUGUGUUACAUGUAUUAGUCUGUAAGUUUGUUGGGUAUCCCAAACUCCUGCAGAGUCUCAUAUCGAUAUUUUCUUUUGACGCUGUCAUAGGCCAUUUUAUAGUCCACAUAGAGUUGAUGUACUGGUAUAUUAUAUUCAUAGCAUUUUUCUAAUAGACAUCUGAUGGUGAAAAUCUGAUCAGUCGUUGAUCUGUUAGACCUGAAUCCACAUUGGUAAUCACCUGGUAUUUCUUCAGUGUAAGGUUGUAGUCUUUUGGCAAUAAGCUUCGUCAGUAUUUUGUAUGUAACAUUUAAAAGGGAGAUUCCUCUGUAGUUUCUGCACUGAAGUUUGGAGCCUUUCUUGUGUAUUGGGGUUAUUAAUGCUGUUUCCCAUUCUGUUUGGAUUUUCUCUUCUUGCCAAAUUUUAGUUAAAAGUUUAUAUAUUAUAUAUCUGAGUGUGUAGUUCUUUUCCUCCAUAUUUAAUAAGUUCUGCUGUGAUGAGGUCUUGUCCGGGGGGUUUGUGGAUUUUCAUGUAAUUAAUUACCUCUUUGGUUUUCUCUAGGGUUGGGCAUUGUAUAAACGGGUCUGGUCCUCCCUGUGGGAGUUGAUAAUCUUCUUCUUGUCUAUUGUCUGCAUUCAGUAUGUCCUCAAAAUAUUCAGCCAAGCUCACCAGUACUUUACUAUUUUCCGUGAUUAAUUCUCCAUUGGGGCUCUCACACAUUUGCGGUCUGGCUUGGUAUCCAUUCUUUUCAUCUUUUAUCUUCAUGUAAAUUCCUCUUAUAUUUCCCUCUUUUGAUAAAUCUUCUAUUUCCUUUAGUUUAGCUUUUCCCCAUUUUGGAUUCUUUACAGGGCUCUAAUUCUAGCUUGAAAUCGCUCAAGAAAUGAUUAAAAAGCACAUGUUUCUAACAAUAAUUAAUUUGUAACUAAAAAGGGGUUCGUUUUCAAAAAAAGGAAUAUUAAUGCAUGUUUGUCUUACUAUGUAUUGUUGACUUUUGGAAAUAAAAGAAAACAACAAUUCAUAAUAAAAAGAUCGUUUGACACGUGAAUAUCUUGGGAUAGUCGAGUUACAAAAGCAUAGGUUUCCAGCCCCUUCAAAUGGUGUCGCAAAGGGUUUCUUUGGGGUCGCCGGCUGACUCAACACGACUAAAAGAAGAAGCGAUUUUUAAAGAGUUUCUUUUCAAUGGUGUCUUAAAUUUUGAGUUACAAUUUCAAUCAUGACAUUAAAUAUAUCGCCAAUUACAUUAUGCUAGAACAUUACGUUUUAAGAUGUUUUCAUUUCCAAGAAUUAACCCUAUACAAUUUUUAAAAAAUAAUAAAAUAAAAGCAACAACCCUCCUUAACUAAAUAUUGUGGUUGGGACAGUUUGCUUCUCUGUGAACGUGGUCGUGACUUGACAACGCUUGGAAAUGUAGGCCUACUAGAGCUACUCAGACCUACUAGAGCUACUCAGGCCUACGAGAGCUACUCAGGCCUACGAGAGCGACUCAGGCCUGCUAGAGCUACUGAGGCCUACUAGAGCCACUCAGGCCUACUAGAGCCACUCAGGUCUACUAGAGCCACACAGGCCUAAUAGAGCUACCGAGGCCUACUAGAGCCACUCAGACCUACUAGAGCUACUGAGGCCUACUAGAGCCACUCAGGCCUACUAGAGCUACUCAGACCUACUAGAGCUACUCAAGCCUACGAGAGCUACUCAGGCCUACGAGAGCCACUCAGGCCUGCUAGAGCUACUGAUGCCUACUAGAGCCACUCAGGUCUACUAGAGCCACUCAGGUCUACUAGAGCCACUCAGGUCUACUUGAGCCACUCAGGCCUACUAGAGCUACUCAGGCCUACUAGAGCCACUCAGGCCUACUAGAGCUACUCAGGCCUACUAGAGCUACUCAGGCCUACUAGAGCCACUCAGGCCUACGAGAGCUACUCAAGCCUACCAGAGCUACUCAUCUCAGGCCUGCUAGAGCUACUGAGGCCUACUAGAGCCACUCAGGUCUACUAGAGCCACUGAGGUCUACUAGAGCCACUCAGGUCUACUUGAGCCACUCAGGCCUACUAGAGCUACUGAGGCCUACUAGAGCCACUCAGGCCUACUAGAGCCACUCAGGCCUACUAGAGCUACUGAGGCCUACUAGAGCCACUCAGGCCUACGAGAGCUCCUCAGGCCUACGAGAGCUACUCAGGCCUACGAGAGCUACUCAGGCCUACGAGAGCUACUCAAGCCUACUAGAGCUACUGAGGCCUACUAGAGCUACUCAGGCCUACUAGAGCCACUCAGGCCUACUAGAGCCACUCAGGCCUACUAAAGCUACUCAGGCCUACUAGAUCUACUCAGGCCUACGAGAGCCACUCAGGCCUACCAGAGCUACUCAGGCCUACGAGAGCUACUCAGGCCUACUAGAGCUACUCAGGCUCAGUAGACUACUAAGAUUAGUAUUAACUAGAUUUUACAGUUCUAGGCUUAUUGUGACAAUUUGUGACAGUCUGCCACUUACUGAAAUUAAUAGAAAAAAAAAAAAGAAGAAGAAAAUUACACACUAAAAGUGUAGGCUACUGUUGACUAAAAAUCGUUCGGGAUCCAAUCCAGGAUCCAUGGAGAGAAACCCUAGCGAGAAGUGACGGCUUGGGAAAUAUAAUAAACAGUUGGAACCUAGAUCCCAUCUAGGGGCCGAAGCGUUUAUCACGCCAGAAAAUUUUCUUUAGGCCUAUACCAUAUGACCAUAAAAUAGGGGCAUCUUCCUCCAAUUGCAGUAAAAAAGAGGGGGAGGGUGGCAAAAUCUGGGCCCUCCCGGGGGGGGGGGAGGGGGGGCGAAACUUAUUCUAGCUACGCCCAUGCCUUCCAGUUUAAAGGUAACGAUGAUGGAUUUAGUUUAGGGUUAGCUUGUGUUAGCUAGUUCGGCAACUAGAUAUUAAAGUUUGGGUUGCAGAUAAACUUAAAGUCAAAGUAAGUUAAAGAGAGCGCAUAGGCAUAAUACCCGAGAGUAACUUGAAGUUUUGUAAAAAUAACAAGUCAAGGCCAAUAUAAUAAUAUAUUUUAACCAGGUGUUACUUAACUUAAAUUGACUUGACUUAACUUUUAAUCUUUCAGAAUUCAGAAGUCAGAAGGAAUGAUGUCUCGUCUCGUGCUCUGUAAAUUAUAAAGUUAAGGACUGUAAUAUGACUUACAGUAUACAUAUAGUAUUGAAUUAAAUAUAUAAAUUAGGACUUAGCUCAAUAGAAUUUAAAUAAAUGGCUGAUAUUAUACACUGUCAAAACUAAGACCAUCAUUGAUAAUAAUUAACAUAGAAAAUAACAACGUUGCCAAAAUGGAACUGGGAAUUCCCCUCUGACGUAGUACACAAUAACACCUGCGAAACAGCUACCCUGUAAGUACACGGGGUAACAUCAUCAGGUCGGUACUAAACCAUGGCCUAACAUCUAGAAAUAAACAGACGCGAUAACAUGUUUAAGUGAAGCCAUACACCUACAAAUGAGAGGUAUGAGAUAAAGUAUUAAUAUUACCGUAUUAUAAUUAUGUGUUCUUUGAAGUGAGUGAUUAAUCACAACCGAUUCAUCGUUCAGUUGAAGUUGUAUAGUUUUAAGUUGUAUUAAUUGUAUAGUUGAAAUUAAAUUUUUAACACACAUUUAAUAAAUAAAUACAUAAUAAUAUAAUUUACGGGUUGGAAUGGAGGUCAAGAUAUAACAUGUGACAUAGUAUAUAGCAAUUAAGUAUUACUGAAGUAGGACAGGUGAUUUUAAUAGGUAACUUCAGGACAUAAAUAAGCCUUUUCUUUAAUAUAAGAUUUUUAAGUUAAGAUAACUUAGAAUUAUUAAGAUGUGUCAGAGCAAUAUCAUUGACUUUGACAUUGUUUGUCAUCAUCACGGUAGCCCAUAUGAUGGGCCUAAACUUUAACUUUAGUAAAUUUACCAUAUCAUUUAGCCUUAGUUGAAAGGUAAAUAAUAUAAAUAUAAAUCAAUAAAGUAAAGCAAGAUUUCCUGGGUGUGUAAAAAGUAAAAAACUGAGAAAGCAGCCGAUGAUAGAUGCCCCUAGCCCUAGUACGUGAUAAUCUAGCCAGUAGUCCUGUAGCCUGUAGUUGUAGUCUAUUCACUAUUCAUAAUAUUAAUUCAUAAUCAUCACACAAAUAAUGUGACUAUAAAUAAUUGUCAAGUAAGAAAUUGAUUAUAAAUGUGUUUCCUGCUUAUGCUGCCAAAAUAAUUAUGCAGAUAGUUAAUUAAAAUGUGGGGGAAAAAAAAUGUUUUUCCCCAUUUAAAUAAAAAUGUACAGUCUUAGUAGCAAUAAUCUAUUCUAUAGUAAAAAUCACAAUUUAAAAAUGGACAAGGCAAGGCCUAGUCCUAGUAGUAGUAGCCUACAGACUACAGCUCUCUUGGUCUUAGCUUUAAAUUAAAAUUAAAGAGCUAGUCCAUAAACAAUAUAAUGAUAAUCAGGCCUAUACUUAUUCUAACAUGUUUCGAUUUAUUUAUUAUUUAGGCUUAGGUCUUUAAAGCAAAGCCUACUGUUUCUAACAAAUUAGGACUAGCUUACAGAUACUGAAACUAAUAUAUUUAAUUUAUAGUUUUAAAAAUUAUAUUGAUUGUCAACAUUUAAGAUUUUAGCAGGCUGAGUUAAAGGACUAACUAUUAAAAAGUAUUAAAAAACAUGAAUUAGAUUGUCCAUUUAAAUUUAAUCUUUGCUACUCCAUUUAAUAUGCAAGUUGGUUCCAAAUUUUUUUUUUUUUGGUUGCAUGUGGGGGGUGGGUUUUGUUUUGGGCGGGGGUUGGUGAUGGUUGUAAUAAAUUGUAAAGACAAAGAUAUUUGGUUUCACUUAAUUAAUGUAACUUAAUGUACACCAGGGAAUCUUAAUAUUUAUUAGUCAGCCAUUUUAAGGAUCUUAGCUUAUUAAAUUGUAUUAUAUUGUCACUCUAUGAACUCCUAGGAGACAGAGGAUCAGUUUUAAGAACUCUCAAAACAAAAGUGGAAGAAGACAUUGAGUAUGGUGAAACAAAUUAUUCAAAUGCAGCAAGAGAAAAAAACGUUAAAAAAAUAAUCAUAAUGGCAUAUAAAUAAAAUUAAUUAGAUCUAAGCAUGCUGAAAAAAAUUUGCUAAGUAUGUUUAAAAGAUAAAUAUAUUUUUGAUCAUUUAAAAAAUAUUUCAAAAAAAAUGUUUCUUUAAUUUAUUAAAUGAAAUAUUAAAAUAAAAUCAAUUUCAUUGAGCUCUUAAAAUGUGAUAUUGUAAAAUUAUGGCUUUGCACACUUGCAUGAUGCUGAAAAUCUCAGGGAAAGUUAGACUGGCCAGGUAAGAUUUAGAUUACAAGAGAAUUUGGAAAAUAAUAAAAGAAGUCCAGCAUAUGCAGCUGGAAAGUUUUAAGUCCAUUCUGAGAGUAAAAUCUAAUUUUUCAUUGAUGUUUCCAUUGUUUUUGUAAUUUUUCUUCCUAAUUGCAGUGUUUUCGUUAAUUUUUGUUUGUUCACCAAUAUCUAAAUAACUUUUUAAUUUAAUAUCCAAAUCUCACCAAAUUUUUAAAGUUUAUACAGUGACCAAUAAUAAACAUUUGUAAAACCUAGAAUUAAAAUAACUAACUUAGAAAAGAAAAUUAAUUCAUCCCCCUAUUUUUUUGCUCACAAAACAAUGGGAUAAGCUAACUUUUUGUGACCCUGUAGAUUUAUAAUUAUAACUAGUUAUUACAUAAAAUAAGGCUUGGUAUUCAAAGUUUUAUUUUAUGUUAAAUAGUCUAUGUUUUAAAUCUUAUGGAAAAUUUUUAAAAGCCUUAGCGUUUACAAAAAAAUAAAAUAAAAAUAUAAAUGGUAGAGGCUUUUAUGGGUUACUAAGACAAAAAAUGGAUUUUAUGUUUUAAAACCUGUUUUGUACCCCCAUUACAAUAUCAAAGAAGGUGUGAGUAAAAAAUUCCCUUUUAGAAGCCAAACGAAAAUUUUAGAUUUUUAAACCCACACACCCCCCCUUAAAUUAUGCAUACUAUGUAAAAGCUGAAGAAUAUGGGAUUAUAAGCAUGAGCUAUGCUGUUAUUCUGAAGGCAACAUAUUUCUCACACUGUCAUCAAAUAGGCUACUUAAUUCAAGUAGUGCUUAUACAAAACAAAAUUGACCAGGUGUAGCUUGAAUAUUGCCCAAAUAAUUGAAUAAGUUUUAAAUAUGCUCAAUAUUUUUCCCAUAUAUUAGGACUCAACGCCUGAACCUAUAUAAAAUAAUGAAACAAGCAUACUAUUUCUUCUACAGUAAAUAUGUCAAAAAUCAGCUGGCUGACAUCACACUGUCUUUUACUUAUAAGCUUGGCAAGUAUACAGAUGUUUUAAAAUACAAUGGGAACAGAGGUGUUUCACAAACUUAUCCUGUGGCUUCUUGAAACUUUGUACUUGACGCAGAAAUGUUAUUUCAAAACAUUCAGUCCUUACCAAAUUUUAAAAUAUAAAAUUUUUAUUCAAGACAUCAACAUUUUCUCUCAUUAAAAAUGUAUGAUUUAGAACAAAAUAGAAUAAGUAGCCUAAAUUAUGAGCUUUCAAUUUAGUUUAUUGUUUCAUUUUUUCCCUUUAAUAUUUUAUUAUGGUAUUUAAAAAUCAUAAUAUAUAUUAGUCUAUUUUUUUUAAAGUUCAUUACUUAAAUUAGUGUUUGUAGUUAAAUACAUAUUUAAGGUAAACAGUCAGUUAAAAAUAACUAUAUUUUUUCUAGUUUGUUCAUUCAUUCUGCAAAAAUGGAUUGUGCAAAAAAAUUUAUAAUUUAUUACGUUGCAAAUUAUCUUUAUGCCUUUAUGGCAACAUUUUUCUACUCACUUGGGAUUGGGUAAACAUGUUUUGGGUUUCUUACUUGCAAAUUGAACAUAAAUGAAUGAAAUUUAGUUUAAUUUUUUUGUCUUCUUUUUUUUUUCUCUUUAGCUUUUAUCGUUAAAAGCAUCAGAUGUAACUGAGAGAAGCUUACUACUGUCUGGAUUUGUUGUGAAUGUCUCCAAAGGUUACAAUGAAAAUAUAAGAACUUUGAUAGUCAGCUGCAAAGAUCAUUAUUAUAAAAACAGAGAUGGUAAAUGUGAACCUUGUCGAUUGUGUGUGCCACCUGAGGCGACACUGCUGUAUUGUUCCUCCAAUAGAGAUACAAUUUGUAGACAAUUAAAAUUAAAAUGGACAAAAUCAGGUACCUAACAUUUAUAUAACUCACCUUUAGAUAAUUUUGCAGUAUUUCUAUAGUUUUAUUACUUUAUGAUCGAAUUUGAUUAUCAUUUAGUUAUAAAUAUAAUCUCCUUACAUGUUGGCCAUAUAUUUGUAUUAUUAAUCAUUAUUGCGAAAUAUUGGGUGAAAUUUUUUUUCAAGUAAUGCCUUACAUUUUCAAACACAUAACACUAACAGUUUAUUAAUUUGUUGAGUAUGAGAUUGAUAGUUUCAGUUUUGAUGAAAAGGAAUCAUAAUGAUUAUUAAAAGUAUUAUUGCAGCCGUUCAAUGCAUUUAGCUCUCAAUCUGAGUAAAUAGAAAGCUGAUUUUUCUCUAUGUUUCAGAAAAUUUUCUGGGGAUAUUAAAUAAAAUUCAAGUUGAAAAAUUUCCCAACUGGAAGCCUGACACAACACAAAUAAAAAGUCCACAGAUCUACUUCAAGAUGUUGGUAGGUGAACGUUUAAGUAGAAGUGGUGAAAUUUAUUUUGUAUAAUCUGACUGAUACGAAAAAUUCAUUACACCAUUUCAGAUAUUUAUAUUAUUAAAUUUUCUCAGUCAACAAUUUAUUAGUUUAAGCAAAUUUACAAAUACAGCCAGUGCUCGACCUUCGGCCACGAUCAGUUCUGACAGACCGGUCGUAACACGAUUUGAUCAUAAGUUGUGUACGCUAUAUGUACAGUUAUGUGAAGUGAUGUUAUAAAAAUAUUUAAGUUAAAUUAUUUAAUAAAUUUCUUUUAUUUUUGUUAUAAAUCAUAAUUUUCUAUGGUAGAUGGAAGCUCAAAUUUUCAAACUCUGAAGAGCUCUCCAAUCAACAUGCUUUAGUUGUGCUUAAGGAAGUCAACUGACCUAGAGUUAUUGAGUGUGACCGUGUUAUUUCUUAGAAAUUGAUGACGCCGGCUAGCAGCAUAGCAUCAUGCCUCCCUUUCCUUAGUUAAUGACCACCGAUGAUUGCAGACAAUACCAUUGAACUGAUAAUUGAGGCAGAAAUAAAUUUACUGAAUUUAUAUUGUUUACUUCAAUAUAUUCUACAUUUUUACUAAAAGAAAUUUGUUUCUUCAUUUAUGUUAUUAUUAAAACCCUAUUAAUAUAAAAUACAUUGAGCUUUCCAGAAGAAAAUUAAUAUUUCUUUUGUAAUGUGGACUUUUCAGGCUAAAAAAAGAAGGAAACGUCAAAAUAAUGGACACAACGAUCAUUUUAAUGUGAGGCGUAAGAAUGAAACCAAAAGUUUUGAAUCAACAACAGUUACAGCAACUAGGUACAGAGCUAACUUUGAAAAGUAAAUAAUUAUUUAAACUAUUUCAUUUGACUAUUUCAUGAGCUAAAAGAAAUUAUAUUAACAAUUUCAUUAUAUUGUCUUGACAUAAUUUAUUAUUAUUUAUUUUUUGGCACUGUAUUUAUCUCUCAAUGAAUACAAAUAUCUUUCAAGGGUAUUAGUAUUUGAGGAUACUUAACCUUGCCAGAGUUAUGAAUAGAAAAGUAUCGUGACUAUCUUUCAGUAAAAUUUUGUGCUCUCUGAAAGUAAUUAGGGCUGUAAGCCUAAAAAAGCGUUAGUAAUUUAUAAAUUUUAAAAAUGUAAAUACUUAAACUUUAAAUUUAAAAUAUUUAGUAUAUAUGGUAUAAAAAUGUACUUUUUAACAAUGAUAAACUAUUUUUAUUUGGGUUUUAACAUUAGCUUCUGCUUAUAAAUCUAACACUUAGUCAUCACUGUAGGCAUUAACAUGCAAUUGUAAACUGUAAGUGUUAACAUGCAAUUGUAAAAAAUAAUCCUUUAAAGAAAAAUUAAUAAUUCUAAUAAUCUAGUCCUUAAAAGCUCUAAUUGUGUCAUGCUCAGAAUUUUAAAAAAUGUAGAAAUAAAAUGAUUUGGGCUUUUAAAUACAGUGAAUUUUUUUUUUUGAUGAUGAAUAUACUAAAACCCCAACUUUUUCAAUUACAAUGCUCAAUAAUUUAAAGACUUUCUUUAAAUCUAGAGAUUUUAUAAUGUUGACAUUUUGGCAGGCAUUUUAAUAAAACGUUUUAAAAUCUAUGUUCAACUGACUUACUGUAAGGACAUUAAGAAUCUAUCAUUUAUAAGAUAUUCCGGGUAUGAUAGAUUUGCACCUUUAAAAAUAGACACAGCAAAAAUGAGAUUUAAAACUAAAGUAUACUUCCUUUUGUUUCUAAAAGAUGCUUUCGCUUAAGUAUCUGUAUUGACUUUGUGAUGAAUAGGAUUAAAAAAUAUAAAUUUUAGAAGGAAAAGUUGCAAGAAAUCUAACUUUUCAGUGCAGAUUCAUAAUGUUGUAAAAAAUUAGAGCUGCGACAAAAUGUCAUGCUAGACUUGUAGUUUCCAAUCUUAUAUUUUUGGCACCACCCUUAUUUCUUAAAAUAACAUAUUAACACUUAUUGGAAUAAAUAAAAAUAAAAGAUCCCUUCCUUUAAAGUCAACGUUUAUGUACUUGUGGGUCACAACCCUCUUGAGGGUCACCUGAAAAUAUGCCAGAGGUCGCUUGAGAAUUUCAGAAAUUUGAUUUAAAAAAUUUUAAUAUAUUUAUUACAUUUUUUGUUGUUGCUUUGUUGUGAAAUGAUUAUGCCCUUAUUAUUGACAUAAAUUUACAUUAUAAUUAUUAAGAAACCUUUAAAUUAUAAAAUAUUUACAAGUCAAUUACUUCAGUCAAUAACCACUCUCAAUUUCUUUGAAUAACCCUGGCUGUAGGUGGACACAACUUGGAAAAUGUUAUCAUGCGGUCAGGGCACUAAAAAUAUUGAUAACCACUGCAUUAAACUAGUACACUGACCCAAGGGCUCUUCCACCAUUUAGUUUCUUUGAAAAUUCCAAUGUAGACUAAGGGGGCUUAGAACUUGAAUUUGAAAAAAAACUAUCUUUGGUAUAUUUUAAAAUACCUUGUAUUCAUAUUACAUUGGACACAGCAAAUCAAAUUUUUUUUUCAGCAGAGAAAAAAAACCGUAAGUAACUAGAGUCAAUACAAAUUCGGAUUAAUACAUUUUUCAUGUGAUUACUAAUGCUAGCUUGAAAAUUUUUGUAUUUGUUUGCCUACCAAUUCUAGCAUAAUAUUUUAUAUAAAAAUUUUAACAUUGUGUAAAAAAUAAGCAUAUGUCCAUGACACCUACUUAGAGGAUUCUAAACAGUGUUUCUUUUUUUAAUAUUAACAUUUGUGUUUCAAAGUCAUCACUAAAAAAUGAAAAUCGUAUUCUAAUUAUAUAUAUUUAAAUUAAUUUUUGGCUAAAAUAGAAUAUGUAAUUAUUUUAAAAUAAUGAUCUUGGAAAGCUAAUGUUCCUUAUAAAUGGCAGUAAUUUAAAAUACAUACAUAUUAUACUCUUAGCAGUAUUUGAAUUUUAAAAAAAAUUAAGCUUUCUUACAUUGGCUGGAGAUAUAUUUUCAAAAAUUAUUUAAAACUAUGUUAUGCAAAAAAUUCAGUAAACAUUUUUGGCCACAUUUUCCCCCCUCAUACCCUUUGAAAAAAAUAUAUUGUGACAUAAUUUUUACUUUCACUAAAAGAUCAUUUUGUGUUUUUUGGUUUUAAAAUAGUUUCAGAUUCAUAUUUUUUCACUGAUGAAUUAAAAACUGUUAUGUAAAUGAUUGCAGCCCCAUUCUUACUUUGUUUAGAAUGUAUAAAACUAAAGCAUGUAACAUGAUCAUAAAGUUGCAUUAAGCAGUUAAGGAAGCGUUUUGCCCACUUUGUUUUGUUUAAAUGUUUUUUCUGAUUUAUUGGAACAACUCCUGUAAUCUUUUUUGUUACUUGUUUGAGCUAGCUUCCGUUACAUUCCAUAAUACAUAUUAAUGCUGGCUAUAAACUCAUUUUACAUUAAGUAUAAUUUAAUUAUUAAAAUGUAGCGAAGUAUUUGGUGUGCACCUGAAAAGAAACAACUCUAUUUUUCUAAUAACUUUUUAUUGGUGCUUUGCUCAGUAUACUGGAAAUAUGCUUUUGUAAACAGCGUAUAGGAACUUUAUAAAACAAAAUGGAAAUCUUAGAGUUAGUAGGCAUGUUAUCUUUCCUCAGUUGUGCACAAAAUAAAUUUAUUGUAUUUGCAAUAUCUAAUAGACUCAAAACUGUUUAAUUUUUGUUUAACUUUAGUUUUGUGCAUUAAAAAAAAUGUAACCCCUUUCCUCUUUAAUGGCUUCAGAUCUAAUUUUUAAAAGUCCCUGAAUGGACCCAUAAAAGACCCCCUCAGUUGAAGAAAAUCAGUAAAAAGAAAAUAAAAAAAAAUAAAAAAUAACAAAGCCAUUUAAUUUUGUGUAUGUGUAUUAAUUGGUUUAAAAUUUAAACAUUUUGACCUAUUAUAUCUCAUUCUUAAAUUAAAUAAAUGUUUGUUUUACUUUAUUUUACAAUUGAUAGAAAUAUACAUAUUUAAUAUACAUGUUUAUUUCAGUGGUAUUGAAUUACCUGAUACUGGCAAAGAGUCUACAGGUAAUUAUGUCAUUUUCACAAGUUAUUGAAAGGAUCAAAGAAAAAAUAUUUAUUUUAAUGAUUUUGAUUAUUUCAAAUUUUAAAAAAUUUUCUAAUUUUCCAUAAGUCUCAAUUCCAAUAUGUUAUCUGUAUUUAAAAAAAAAAAAUUCCUAUUUUUAUUGUACAUAUAUACUAUUUUUUUUACAGAGGAGAGCAUUUCAUAUUGACACUUAAGGCUAAAAGAAUGACUUCUAUGUUUUUCAUUUACAGAUUCUGUAUCACCAUUAUUCCAUGCUUUUUUUUUUUUAAAAAAAGGUGGCUGGUAGAAUGCAGUUAUUAUUUAAAUAAGUCAUUUAGAAUAACUUAGAUCAGAGGUGGCCCAAACCUGACUUACCACCGCUUGUACCCAAUCUAGCUAAGAACAGUUGUCACAUUUUUAAUUCUUUUUUAAAAUUAAAAUUUUGUGCUGUAUUGGAGCUGUGUGUGGCACUCCUAUAGCUUUUUAUACACAUACUCCACACAGUUAUUAUUUGUCAGUGCUUCCACUUAUUUUAUUUUCCGAUGUGUAGACCCUCCCCACCAGAAGUCAACUGUAUCAUUUAACCUCGUAUCAUCAUAAACCUACAAAUGAAACACCCCCACCAAAUUUUUGGCAAGCACUAAGUUGUACUGAAGUCUAACCAGUGAAUAAGCUUCAAAAGAAGUAUUAUUAAAUGACACCUAGCAAGGUUAGAAAUGCCUGCACAUGGUACCAAAAGCACUUAUCCCAGCACACCCUUAAACUUUUCAUAUAAUUUUAUCGUGUCAAAUCUUAAGGUCAAUUUGACUACCCUGGUAAUUAGAGUUUUUUUGUUUCAGAAGCUAUUAACAAAAUUGAGUGGAAUAAUUUAUAGCUUAAAUAACUUAUAUGUUGUUUUAGAAAAUGGAAUAAUUUAAAAUGUAUUUAGCUAAAUAUUUUUGUAACAUUGACAGGUACAUCAUCAUGGGUUUAUAUUACCAUUGGUGUUGGACUGGUUGUUAUGCUAGUGGUCAUCUUUAUGGCCACAAUGUUGUAUCGUAGACGAAAGAGGUCACAAAGAAAUUCUGAUAGAGCUGAAACAGUUUCUCCCCCCGAAUCUUACAUUGCUUGUCCCACGUAAGCUGAAAUUUAAAUUAUCUCAUGUGGAAAUGAUGUAUUUUAUUUUUGGUCAUCUUCUGAUGGCUUUUACUUGUCAACUAAUAUAUAUAGCACAAACUAAGAGAGCCAGACCAUAGAAUUUUUUAUUUAAAAAAAUUAGACCAUCCUAAUAUAUGUAUUUAUAUUUAUAUGUGUACCAAAUGAUAACAUAUGUGAAUAAUAGGUUGAAGAAUGUCUUUCCACUCAUAGGGACUUUGUUUAUCAAAAAAAACAAAAAAACUUUGGUCAGGGAAUUGUAUUGCCAGAAAAUAUUAAGCAUAAAAUAAUUAUUUUUUAAUCCCAACUUAACAGGAACUGUCAUAUUUAAAAACCAGAAAGAUUAAGAUUUUAUUGAUAUUAAUCACAUUUUAUUAACUUUUUUCCCAAUUGAUUGCUUUUUAUUUAGCAGAGAUUGUUUUCUAGGUUUUGUGAUACUUUUUCAUCAUAAUUCCUUGUGCACUACAAGGAUUAUAUUUCAAACUCAACACUUUAGAAUUUAAUGUUUAUUUCUUUGAUUAAAUUAGUGGUGUAGCCAUGGGUACCAAAAUGGACCCUACUUCGGUUUGCCCUUUUAUGCGUCACUUUGAAUACAUGGCAGAAUGAAUAUACAGGCAGUAUCAUAGAAUUUUACAAAUGAUACAUUUGAUGAUAACAUUGGCAUCACUAUCUUGGAAAUAAGUGAAUUCCAACAAUUUAUUGAUUUUAUUAACUCUAUUCUCCAUCUAUUAAAUUUACUUCCUAAAUCUCUGGGGAAUUUGUAAACUUUCUGGAAAUUACCCUUGUCUUAAAAGAAAACGAAUUAUUCACCUCUGCCUUCUACAAACCUUUGCCAGUCUAAUGAAGAAUUUUCAGAUAGGGCUAAUUAAAGGGUUGAAUUCUUCCACUCUAGAUCUCAUCCUAAAAAUAACCUUGUUUUGGAACUCAAUCGUGUUAGCACAAUCACAUGUAAUGAGGCAUUUAAAUCUUAAGUAAAAUUAGGAUUGAACCAAACUCAUCCUUACCUACCACCUUCACAGAACUCAUCGUUUCCUACCACCCUCACAGAACUCAUCCUUACAUGCCACCUUCACAGAACUCAUCCUUACAUGCCACCUUCACAGAACUCAUCCUUACAUGCCACCUUCACAGAACUCAUCCUUACCACCAUUACAAUGUGGUGACCAAUGUUCCCUCAAGCUGCGCUGCAAUCUCACAGACGCCGCGCAGCAGUUUUGAGUACCGCGCAGCAGUUUUGAGUACCGCGCAGCUAAUUUCCACUUAAGUGUCUGUAGGCUGAAAAUUUUGCGCACAAAAAAUUGAUGCUGUAAAAAUUUGCACACAACUUUAUGAUUUUGCACACGAACCAACAAACCUUAGAGGGAACACUGGUGGUGACCAAAAAAAAUAUUCUUAAAGAUAUUGUCAUAUACUUCUUGUUUACCUUGAGACUAACAGGAUAUUCUCAUCCCUUUCACAAAUAGUCUUCAGACGUGAUAAGAAUCUAUGUGAUAAAUUUGGUCCACAGUCACCUUUUGAGCCGACCAAUUUUACAUUGAGACUAAAGCAUGUUCAAAAAGCCAUUGUAGGACUUGCCCCUAUGUACUGGAAACCAAACGCAUUGGCUUUUACCAUCAAACUGGGCUUCACAUGUAUUAGUCGAAAUGGGAUCUGUGUGGUUGUUUGCAGAAGAUGCUGUGCCUGAUAUAUAUAUGAAACAAGAAGAAGGCUAUCUGAUAGGUUCAGUUAACAACUCCGUGAUAUUGAACAAAACAGGCCAUUCCUGGUCUCAUCCCAUCUCAAUGGAACACAAGGGCAAAUCAGAUGUAUCUAUCACCGCACUGAUGUUUUACAAGAAUACACCAGCGAGAGUGCAGAAUGAAAAUAAAUUAAUUGAGAUUUUUGACACCGUAUCAUCAUAUUGAACCAAUCAAAUACUCUCUUGCUAGUAGUCCUCAAUUUCCCUACAUUUCUACUCUCAUUUUUUGUGUGUUUAAGUUACAUUAUUAAUACUUAAAUUCUUUUAUCCCUUGUAAUCAUCUUGGCAGUACAGACCACAGAAUUAUGUAGUAUGCACGUUGAACAACUUAACUCCCAUCUCUAGCAUAGCUUUCGAGUAGCUACAUUUACUUCAUUGAGAUUUUCUAAAACAUAAGUUUUGUAUUUUUAAUUUCUAAUUAUCUGUUGUUUCUUGUUAUGUCUGCAGAAGAAGGCAUCUUGCCCCAACUUCCUUUUAAUUGUCCUGUCUUUUCUUUUCAAGCCUAAAUGUAUCUUAUUCCACUAUUUCCUUAUUAAAUGCAACUUUAUUGUUUACUACUGUGUUGAGGUUUUUAAAAUAAAUAUAAUUUUCUACAUAAAUUACUUUAAAAUCUCACUUUUAGGACAGUACAAACUGCAAAUGAAAGAAUAUCGGAAUGUAACAUGCAUAACACAUAUGAGGAAAAUCGACGGGGACGUUCGUUCAAAGAUUAUCAUGAUUCUGGAGAUGUAUAUGAAUUGAAGAGUCUGACCAGUGACAGACCAAGGGUAGAAAGGUCUAGGAACAUUGGCAGUAUGGAUGCUAAUGCUUAUACUUAUGGUUAGAAAAACAUUAUUCCUUUAUUUAAAAGUUAUUUAAAUAUAUGUUUUACCCCUGUAAUUAUGUUGCAUAUACAAAAUGGCACAAAAAUGUGAAUCUGAAUGGUAUGAAAAAAUAAUAAACUCUUAAUUGCCUACUUUUAUUAGUAUAGAAGCUGAAGUUAUUUUAUUUUAUAUCCCAUGAUACCAUUGUGAAAUGAAAAACAAUUACUUUUUUUUUUUAGUCCCUGAAAUUAUUACUUUGUAAAAAAAUUAAUGGCUCAUUAACCAUGACUGAAAGAAACAUUUUCUGAAAAUGUUUUACCAUGUAUUAUGUUCUCACAUAGUAUUUAUAAAUUGCUUUACACUUUAUUAGUUAACAGUGUAUGUUAGAUAUACUUAGGACUACUUUCUUAAAUGUUUACCUCAUGAGUCUAAACAUAUAGUUUUUAUAUUACAUUUUUUUUUCCCUUGUGAAUAUGAGUGUAAAAUCCUUUCUCACUGAGAUCUGUAGAAGGAAAUGAGAAAACUAUGAUAUUUUUCAAACGCUAAGAUUGAACAAAACAGGCCAUUCCUGGUCUGAUUGGGAUUGAAAAAAAUUGCGUACAAAUCAUGACCCAAGGGGUGGAUUAAAAGGUUGUCCAUUUUUUGUUUUUUUUUGUUGUUGUUUUCUAAUUUGGGUGGACCUUUUUUUUUUAAAACUGUAAUUUAAGUUCUCUUAGGCUUCAUGAUAAUCAUACAUAUCAGUAAGUAAUCUUGGAUUUAAUUUUCUAUAUGACAUCUCAGACUCAUGGAACAGAUCGAUUUCGAAAAGCCGGGACAGUUCUGCAGAAAUGGAAAAAAGUUUCAGACCAGAUUUGAAGCAGUUCCAAGCACUCCCACGUGUUAAGAUGAUAAACAGUGCUAGCAGUACCCAUUCUUCAGAUACAACCUCAUCCUUCCUCCUAUCUUGUGUUGGGCACUCAGAGCCAGCAGAGCCUAUUCGGAAGGGCCACAUUUUUCGUCCUUGCAGUGAUGACAAACUUAGAGGUGGAAAUGUUGAAUUUGAUAGACGGUAAGUGAUUUUUAAAAAAAAAUGUAUUAUUGACCAAAUAAUGACAUUUUUAUAAUGGAAAGUUGACAAAAUAGUUUCAAUGUUUUAUUUGAAUAUCAGGCAUUAUUUCAGUUUUAUAAAUGUUUUUCAAGAUUCAAUGAUGAUUUUUUUUAUUGUUUCCAUAACUUUUUUUGAGCUAAUCUGCCUUUCAGAGUAUUAACUUGUUAAUGACUGCCAUGAUUAAAAUUUAAAAAUUAAGUGUUUCACUUAUAAUUUAAGAAUAGUUUUAGAAAUAUAAAUUGUGAACUGGGACACAUUUUAACUGCAUGGAAAGUGAUAUGACUUAUUAACCCUUUUGAUACCAAGGCCCUUCACUCCAGAAAUCCUAGUCAUUAUAAUUAUUGUUGGCUUUGGAAUAUUGUUGGUUAUUAUUAACUUUUAGGGGUCAUAAUUUAAGAUGAACUGUAAAUUAGACUUUUUUUUUAUAGGUAGCCUAGUCAUAACUGAUUUAAAAAAAAAAAAACCCACAUCAUUCUGAACAUUUAAUUAGGUUGUAGAAUAUGCAAGGUCAUCAAGGGUAGAUGGAACAGGCUGACUUUAUGAAUGUAUAAUGCAGAAAGAUAGGGACAAACUAUUAUUUUUGUUUACAGCUAAAAUUAGUACAAAAAUUAUUUGUAUGUAAAUAAAACUUGUUUGCUUGAAUAACUGUUACAGGAAUGAUAAGAGCACGGUAUGUGACAGCUGAAAUAAUGAUUCAAGAUAAUCAAAAGAACGUUUAGGCUGAAAGCCUUCAGUAAACACGAGAAUUAAAAUCAAAGUAUAAGAAAAACAGAACUUAGCUUGCUACUGUAGCAAGGCUUGACAGGAAGUCGUUUAAUCCAACAUGAAAACGUUACAAUCCUAGGCUGUAUUACAUACUUUAUUCAUACUGUAUGCUCACUCACAUGCGUGAAAGCAGUCUCUACUAUAUUAUCCUUUACCUCUUACUGGGAGGUCUGCAAGUAAUAUAAUUUAAAACAUUUCCAAAAGUUCACAGAACAGGGUUAAGCUAUGAUGCAGCUAGUAAUAUGAAAAACAAAUAAAAGAUUUCAAUACAUUUUUUAACAGUAACUUAAUAGUGGAUCAAAUGUUUAUAAAUAACAUUGUUGUAAACUCAAAAAAUGAAGUUCAGCUCAUUUUUCACUGCAGCAUCCAGUGAGCUAAUGCAUUUUCAGCUACCAAUUUUACAUGAUGAAAAAAUCAUGUUUAAUGAAUGCAUCAAUUAAACUACAUUAAGCAGAUAUCAUCAGGUAAUACAAUGUCUAAGAAAAUGUCCUCACUUUUAUUUUUGGCAGCCUAUUUGUAAUUCUAGAUAUUGCUAUUGUAAUUGAUUUUUACAUUUAUUAAGAAGAUUUAUUAUAUCCACAACAGCUAUGAAGAUGUCUUUGUCAACAAUGACCUGAGAUCAAAAAGUUGCAAGCCAACACUCCCACCCAGAGAGCGUUCCACUGAACAAAUGACAGAUAGAAAUUUCCAGAGACAUCCAAGGGGUGUUCAUAUUGGUGUUUCUAAAGCUAAAGGCUCUCAAGAAUGUAAUAGAAAUGUACAAAAAGUUAGCUCCCAUCAUUCAGCACGAAGCUACAUAAGGUGAAUGUUUGAUAAUUCUUUUCACUUUUGCCUUGCAGAAAUAAAUCAAUAAAUAAAAUUAGCGUGAGAAAAACUCUGAUAUAUGCCUAGAUCAUAAAUUAAUUUAUGUGAUAAGUCUUACCACAUAAAUGUAACUAACAUCAAUUAUAUAUGCUUUUAAAAGAAUUGAAUAUUUAAAAAAAUUAAAUUUGUAAAAAAAUUAUUAUCAGUAAGAAAGACAAAUGUGCAGUAUUAUUUUCCCUCUUCAUAGUAUUCCUCCAACGAUUCCGUCAGAAAACUAUGUUGAAGCUGGUACUGACAAUCUGUCCAUACACUCAGAACUCAGCACCCCACCAGGGAAAAUGGAGUGGUUGACAAAGAGCUUAAAGUUUUUUCCCAAAAAUGAACUUGGGAGCUACCAAUCCAGCCUUGGUACACAGACAGACAGCGAUGUGGCAGAACCAAAAUGUAAAACUGGUGCGUCUCUCACAACAUCAUUGAUCAGUGUUGAAUAUUUCUGAUUAAUGGCCAGAGUUGCUGAAUCUCUGAAUGUUUCCCUUUCAGUUAUUCUCUGGAUUCAAUGCCAUGUCAGCGGGACUCACAAUUUAUGUUUAACAGUAUUCAUUUUGACUGAAUCAUCAAUGCGUUUUUCAAAUAUUAAUUUGAUAAUUAUAAAAUAGAGCUUAACAAAAUCUUAAGUGAUCACCUGCCUCAUUAGUAUUGGCGAGGCAGACAGAAAUGUGAAAGAAUUAAAAUUUUAAAACAUUUGAUUGGUCAUCAUGGUAUGAUUGAUCUAUUAGUGCUGUCAUUCACAAAAAUACAGUAGAGUGGUGUAAUUUAUUUCAUCAGCUAGAUUCAGAGCAAUAAAAGUUUUUGAAAGUAUGAAUUUAUAAAAAGAAAAUCUCAAUGAUAGAUUUUUUUUUCUAUACCAGUUAGUAAAUAAACUACUAGAUUUGAAAUUUGAAAAAAAAUUCAUACCAUUCAAUCCUUGAAAAUUCAUUCACUACCUUUCUACCACAAAUAAUAAUUAUAAUCUAGGUAUAAUCUAUGGCAGUAACGCUAUUUUCAAAAGGCACGCCAAAUAAAAUCACCAAAAGUAAUUUCCCAUUGGGAUUUUUAUAAAGUGCAAUACUUGAAUGCAUGUUUUGUCAAGUAACUUUACUAGAUUGGAGUUUCCCACAUUGCAGUGGCCAUUGUUUGGCAGGUUAUUUCUAGUAAAUAAGAAAAGAAAGAAGAGAUUUGCACAGUGCUUAAGUUUCAGAUCAAGAUUUUAGAAUUUCUUCCAUACUCAUUUCUAAAAGUGUGAAAAAUUCAGUAACAAGGGCUCCAGUGGGUUUGUUAUUAUUUUAAAAAAAAUUUCUUUCAGCGGUGUUUAACUUAAUUAUUCAAUGAAAUUGCUAUGCACCCAGGGCCGGCUCAAGGCGGGUAUGAUGCGUGGUCUUCACACAGGCGCCAAGCUUGGCACCCAAACCAUUAAAAUAAAAAUAAAAAAUUUUCUGAGCUCUUCCCAUAAUUUUCCAGAGGACAACAGUUGUCUAUGUUUACCCAACCUAAAAAUGUCUAGCCCUGGCCCUGUAUGCAGCUAUUUAAAGAAUAAAUAUUACAAUAAUUCCUCUGUGUUGUCUGUCAAAGAUUUGUAUUCUCUAAGGUCAAUUACACAAUUUUAAUAAAAUAUCUUAAUUCAUUUUAUGUGUAUUCCAACAAUUAUUUUGUUAUGAACUUUGUGUUUCCCAGUAUUUGGAACACAGUGGCAAUUUGGUGGCUCCUUCAGCAGCAGCGGUGGCAUCAUGCAAGCUAAGAAUUCUGAUGUAGCACUUUAUGUGCCUAGUAAUGCUAUACCAAGAGGAGAAUUUGUUGAUAUUUUUGGAGCCGUGUUUAUUGAAACACAGGAGAUUAGGAAAAAGGUAAGGGAUGAAUCCUAGAUUUGUCAUUUAUCUGAUAAAUAAAAUUGAUGCCCAAAACCUCCCAAUUAAAAAGGAAAGUUAACAGAGAAACACAAAUUAUGGCAGAAAAUUCUAAAAAAAAAGUAGCCUCAUGAACAAUGGAUAAUAUAGGGACUCUGGUUAUGAAAACUUCAACUAUUAAAUGAAUAAAUGAAAAUUAAUUUAGGUAACACUUUGAAAUGAAGAAACUUAAUUAACAUUCAGAAACCAGAAAUUUAUUUAGCCAUAUAUAUUAUUACUAAUAUAACGAUUUUUAAAAAUGUUUUUUUUUUUUUUAAAGUUUAAAAAAUCAGUAAUAUUUUUCCCUGGUUGGAUACUUUGAAAAUUUACUUAGAACUUUGGCAAAAAGGUUAUAGUAUUUUUCUGAUUAGAUGAUAAAUAUAAAAUAAUUGUUAGGCCUGAGUAUGAGUAAGCACCUUGGAAGGCCAGUUUGAUCUAUGAGCAUUUAAACAACACUUAUAAAAUAAAAAGGGUUAAAUAUAUUGUAAUGGAUCCGACUAAAGAUUGCCUUUGAAUUGUGGGUAAAUUAGACAUUGUCGACCAACUGAGAAAAACUCAUUUUUAUAAUUGCAGCUUGAACAACUUUGAACUAUUUAAGAAUUUUGUGAUUUGUUUCUUGUUUUUAAUUAAAUAAACAGAUGUUGAAACAUUUAUUACAAAAUUUCUUAAUUUCUAAAUUUAUGUCUUAUUUUAUUUUCUAGUUAGAAAUAGGGAAAUCAUUAAAAUUUUCUCUCGUUCUAAAAAAAAAAAAUACUGUGUGUCUGGUUUGAAUUUGGCAAAAUUUUGGAGUAAAUAUGAAAUUUAAAAAAAAAAUUGUUUUAUUCCUAACCAGAAAUUUUGUUAAUGUAGUAAUGGUUCAUUAUCCUAUUGUUGAUGUUCAGUUUGAGUUCCCAGCUGGUGAAAGUCUGAUCACCCCAUUAGUGGAGUACCAUGCUGAACCCUCUGCUAAUUUCCAGCGACCUCUCUGUAUCCAGCUGCCCCAUUCACUGCCUGAUGACUUUGAAACCAGUCACAUUAAGGUAAGACACUUAAGUUUCAACAACUUUCUCACACUCACUGUGAUGAUUAGGAACUUGAUGACUUGAAAUAGUCUGAAAGCAGGUUGUCGUUACUGUGUUCGUUUCUUGUUUUAUUUACCAAAGUGUGCUUUAGAUCAAUAAAAUUAUAACCAAGAAAGCUUGACUUGGUAAAUUUCACAAAUCUGCUGUUUCUCAUUUUAAUUAUUAUCCCAGGCUAGGUAUAAACAUUUGUCCUAAUGGGUAAAAUGCAACACCAGUGGUUAAAAAAAAAAAAAUCAAGCUUAAAAAAAAAAUACAAUCACGCUUAAACUUGUGUGUAGUUUUUAAACUGAAAUCAAAAUCUACAGGUGUUUGUAAGCGAAAAGGUUACCAAAAUUUACCUCCUGUGAAUUUUGUUUGUCCACAAUCAAAUGCUAGAAAUGUUUUCAAUUCAUACAGGUAUAUACUUUCACAACUGAUGACAGAGGUAGGGUUUUAUCUCUCAGAUGUGUUCCCUUUAAAAACAAAGUGAAUGAUGACAAAAAUCCAGACGGCUAUUGGGAAAAAAGUUCAGACGCACGUACCUUAGAUAUCACAACUAAACAUUUUAGGUAUUUAUUAUUGUUUUUGUUAUUUGCAAACCAUCCAGUAACAGAAUAUUAAUAUUUUAAAAGAAAAAUUUUAAUAUAAUGAAUUCUUAAUGCUCAACAAUUUUUGGAAAGCACUGAAUUUAUAUUUAUGGUUUCUUAUAGUGCUGACUUGUCUUUAGACCAUUUAAAUUGGACAACAUUUUGAAGUACUAACCACUUAUAGAAAAGGGUUGCAAUCCUCACCAAAAAUGCAAUGAAAAUACCUCAGGAUUUCAUUAACUUAAAUCCAGGAAUUUUAGAUUUAAAAGGAGGCCAGAUGAUUAAAUUUAGAAAAAAUAUUGGUUUUCAGUUACUUAUAAAAUGUUUAUAUUAAUAAAAGCUCAUUAUGUUCAUACUUAGCAUUAGGAAACUGUCCAUCCUAUGCAUAGUAUUUUGGUCUAAAAGAUUUAAUUUAUAUUACUUAAACUAAAUUGUGAAUGGCAACAAAUAUAUACAAAGUUCAAAUUGUUGACAAAAAUAAAUAACUAAAUAACUAUUGUUUCAUAAAAUUAAAUUUAAAAAUAAAUACCAUAUUUCUCAUUAGUAAUUGUAGAAAUUUAAAAAAAAAUUGUUUUAUUGAUCUAUGCACUAAAAGAAUUUCUGUACCAAAUUAAAUCUGUACCAACUUAUUUGAUUAUUUUAAAAACAACUUUAAAUUGUGAGGGGGGAUUUUUAAUGUAUUUAAACAUUCUAUUUUUUUUUAUUAAUCAAAUAUAGAUACUCAUAAUUGUUUGAUAUGUAUCACAUUAACUGAAUAAAGCAAAUUCAAACUAUUCAACCAAGGAUAAUCAAAACUGAAUGCUAUAACUUCGACAUUGGCACAUUCUUCUAAGCUUAAUAAUCAAAUGAUUCUUUCCUAUUGAGUAAUUUAGAGUAUGCAGACAGUUCAAGGAGCAAUGUACCAUAUUUUAUAUUGUUUUGUUAAUCUUUUUGAAGUUUGAUGAUGAAACUGCUUUUUCCACAGUGGCUAUUUUUGUUCACUCUGUGAAACAUCAAGUCUGCCUUCCAUUUGUACAAUGGUUUUUGGGUCUCAUGUCCAGAUGAAUCCUACUCGAAGAGAAGUCAGGGUUAUGCUCUACAUAUGGGACAGACGGCUGACCAUAAGAGACUAUUUAGAGGUAAUAAUUUAAAAUCUGUGAACUGUACCAAGUUAAGUUGCCCAGAGCUCCAUCAUCUAAGGAGUGACGCCAUUAGUUUUCAAAUGGAAUUGUCUAUUCAUGCAAACAAUUGUCUUUGAAUAUGAUCUUUCAGUAUACUGUGCAAAUAGGAUGAGUUGCUUGGUGUCUUAUGACAUGUAAGCCCUUGUGAGAACAAAAUUUUAUGGCUGAACUGUUUAUAUAGAAGUAGAAAGUACAUUUUCUACACUCUCACAAAUUAGCUUAUUCAAUUCACCUGUCUUCUUUAUAGAAUUAUCUUUUUUUAAAUAUCUUUUACGAUAUUCUUGAGAAAAAUUGCAGUCAGUUAAUAAUUUAUUUAUUAAUUUAACAAGAAAUGAAAAACAAGAACCAGCAAGAUUUAAUUUUCCCCUCCACCAUAAUAAACAACUCUAAUACUAUGUUAAUUGCUGGAUAAAGUUAAUACUAAUGCAACACUUUUGGUUGAAAACUAAAUGAUCUUUACAUAAGGACAUAUGAUGGAUAAAGUUAAUACUAAUGCAACACUUUUAGUUGAAAACUAAAUGAUCUUUACAUAAGGACAUAUGAUGGAUAAAGUUAAUACUAAUGCAACACUUUUAGUUGAAAACUAAAUGAUCUUUACAUAAGGACAUAUGAUGGAUAAAGUUAAUACUAAUGCAACACUUUUAGUUGAAAACUAAAUGAUCUUUACAUAAGGACAUAUGAUGGAUAAAGUUAAUACUAAUGCAACACUUUUAGUUGAAAACUAAAUGAUCUUUACAUAAGGACAUAUGAUGGAUAAAAUCAUUUACCCUAUUUUAAGGGAUUGAACGCAGUGUUGUUGUUUUUUUUGUAAUUCAGAGAUUUCGUAAGUUAGAAUCUGAUGUGGACAGGCAGCUGUUGACCGACAUGCAAGUACCAUUACUGGACUCUGCUUCCUCUGAAAGUCGACUGGUCAUGAAAAUGGAACCUAUGGGGGAAGACAAGGAGCGCACCAGCUGGAGGCAUAUCUGUAGACCAAACAGCAAGUGGCCAUUGUUUAAACCACUGCAGGUAUACAAUUAGCCAUUUUUGGACUAUUUUUACAGAAACAUUCUCACUAGAAACAUUUUCAUAAAAGCCCUUUAAAUGACAUCGGCAAUUAAUUUAUUAAAACCUAAUGAUUUUAACCAAGUCUUCAGCAGUAUCUGCUGAUACCUUUUCACACAUUUAUAAAAUAUUUGAGAUAAAUAAGCACUCUUUUUUUUUUCUUGUUUAUGUAUUGAGAUCACCUUGAAAAUAUUUAUGUUCAUUAACAAAAAUUUUAAGAUACCUUAUAUUGAAAAAUAUUUGCAAAGAUUUUCUGUUGAUUAUCCCUGAAUUUCGGUAAAAUAAAUGAAACAAUUCCUAAAGAUUUAUCCCAAAAUUUUUUUAAUGUGGCAAGUUGUCGGCUAUUUCAUAUGGGUAUAGCUUAAAAGAACUUAAGUAAAUCAAGUCCUGUCUAAAUUUUACUAAAUGGUUUAUUAUGUCAGGUUCGGAAACUGAGUGAAAUCGUCCACUGCUGCCGGCAAACUGACCCUAUUCGCGUAGAGUGGGCCCUGGAAAAUGUGCCAAAUCAAAUGCCAAGUUCAGUUUUCCAAUGUUGUAUUGAUAUCAUGCAUGCACACGAGUCCACGCAAGACUACGAGACAGCUAUGAGAGAAGACAGCGAUGACCUCAUAAGGACAUUUUACAUCAGAGAUCUCAAAGUCACAGGCGUUGAGGUUUUUUGUUUUUUUUAAAUAGUUAUUUAAAAGUACAUUUUAUGUUAUCAUUUUGCUUCAAAUUUUUGGUUGGUUUUGCCUGAAACCAAGGGCCACUUAAGUCCAAGGACCACUUAAGUCCAAGGGCCACUUAUGUCCAAGGGCCACUUAUGUCCAAGGGCCACUUAAGUCCAAGGGCCACUUAAGUCCAAGGGCCACUUAAGUCCAAGGGCCACUUAAGUCCAAGGGCCACUUAAGUCCAAGGGCCACUUCAGUCCAAGGGCCACUUAAGUCCAAUGGCCACUUAAGUGGUUCCCGGUGAAUUCAGGUUCCCGGUGUUAUGUCCAAGGGCCACUUAUGUCCAAGGGCCACUUAAGUCCAAGGGCCACUUAUGUCCAAGGGCCACUUAUGUCCAAGGGCCACUUAUGUCCAAGGGCCACUUAAGUCCAAGGGCCACUUAAGUCCAAGGGCCACUUAAGUCUAAGGGCCACUUAAGUCCAAGGGCCACUUAAGUCCAAGGGCCACUUAAGUCCAAGGGCCACUUAAGUCCAAGGGCGACUUAUGUCCAAGGGCCACUUAAGUCCAAGGGCCACUUAAGGCCAAGGGCCACUUAAGUCCAAGGGGCACUUAAUUGUGGUGUUUCUGCUGCUAUUUUCCCAACUACAUAGUUAUUUAAGUUAUGCAUUUAAUGUAGAUAUUUAAUGCUGGAAGAGUUAGAUGUAGAUUUCAACUAAUUUAUCACAUCUAUCUGAACUGCUUGAAAUUUAAAUCAUUUCAUUUGCUUGUUCCACCAUUUUACUUGGCCUUUCAGUCAGACUUGCUCUAUACAUUUAUUACUUUUUGUAUUUCUAUCUGAUAUGCACUAAUAUUAUCAGCUAAAGUCAUGACAAGUUAUAAUAACUUGAGCUGAUAUUAUUAGUGCAUAUCAGAUAGGGAUUAACUACUAACUAUUUCAAACAUGGCCGUAUACCAACACAAAUUCCAAGUCUUCACAUAUCAAUUCUUUAUUAACAUAAACACUACACAGAGUAAUAACAAUCAUUAUUGGAAUGAUGCUUGAAUACAGUUAAUGAUACUUCCAUUUCUCUUUAGAAAAUGACAUGUGAUGUCACACAUACGUUUUAUCUUUCUGCACUCAUGAGACAAAACCUUCAUAACUGCUUUUUCAUCCAUUUCAAUAUGGUGGCUCAAAUAGUUCCUUACUCUAUAAUUAAAUGUAUGUAUCACUACACUGACAUGAAAUAGUGCUUUCUACCCAGCAGUAAGGGAACAUCAAAUAUCACAGACCUGUUUACUCUUACAAUUUUGGCGUGUAAUGUACGAUUUUGAGGUGUAUACAUAAUAUAUACUGUAUAUUUAUUUUUUACCAUUAAGUUGAUGAUAUUGUACGAUUUUUAGAGUUUGGGGGUAAACAGGUCUGAUAUCACUAUGUUACCAUAUCUUCUGCAGGAGCCACCAAAAAGCCAAGAGUUUCACCGUGUUGACAUUAAAAGAACCUUGUCAGAGGUGAUGGACACUGAGGAAACAGAAAGACUCUGCCAGGAAUUCGGUAUCACAACCAGAGAUAUUGGAAAUUUUAGAAAAAAGUAAGUUUUUUUGCCUAAGUUUGCUUUAUGUGCUUGUUUACCGACUUACACGCCUUUUACCCUACCUGCGGCAUAGGAAGUCUUCAGGUGCCAAGUGCGAUCUCAUUUCUAUGGUUUCCAGUUGGUUCCAGGAGUAUCCCAUCCUUAGGUGUCAGCCUAAAAGCUAAUCUCUCCAUGCAUUCUUUGGCCUUCACUUCAUGAGAUUAGGAAAGAGGCUUAAAAAUAAUCAUGCAGAUUCUCAGAUGAGCUUUUGAAAAUGUGUUUUCUAUGCGUGUAAAAACAGUUUUAAUGAAUCCUCUUAUUACAAAGAAUCCCUAUCUUAGCUACCAUAAUCCUAAAUGUUAUUUAUUUUGAGAUUUUUCUUCACAAUCAAUUUAAAAAGAAAAUUCAUAUUUUUAAGAUUUUUCAUAUUUUCUUUUUAUUAUGUGCAACUUAAUUUUUAUUGGGUUUAUUUUAUUGAUAAGAUUGCACACUGUUUUUUUUUUGUCUGUGCAAAAAAGGUUCAUUGAAAUAUAUUCCCUCAAAUUCAAAAGAUUGUUAUGUGACAUCAUCUAAUAAAUAAAUACUAUCUUUUCUAGGUGUUGCGUUUUAGGAGCCAUUCAAAUAAAUUACUCUCUUGUAAACAUGGGAUUUUAAUGUUGAUAUCAAAAGACACUUUAAUCCAGGGAUGGCCAACCCAAAACACCUUGCACACUAUUUUGAUAGUGACUAAACCAUUCGCUGGCCACAUGUCAUAACACCUUUUAUAAAAAUACUAAAAGAGACACACACUAAAUGGUUUAUAGAAUUGUUAAUCUCUUCUAGACUAGCACUAAACUAAUGUGACAUCAUUUUAUCUUCUCCCUCGUUCUUUAAAAAUAUAUAUUUUUUGUCUCUUGAAUGUAUAAGUUUAUUCGUGAUAAAUCAAGCAUCUGUGGGCCACAAUAUUUGACGUGGCGGGCCGCUUGUGGCCCAUGGGCCAUGGGUUUGCCACCCCUGCGUUCAUCAAUAAAAUGUAUCAAAUAUUCGGCUCUAAACAGUCCCCCAUUGUUUUAGUUCAAUGUGGAAUCCAAAAAAUACAGAUUGCUUUUUUUAAAACCCUAUAAUUGUUUCUGGGAGUUUCUAUUUGGUAAGUAAAAAAACAAAAGGCAUUGCAGGUUUCAUGUGGGACACAAUGGCAGAAAAAGAUACAAGAAUUUAAAGUAUAAUUUACAAUUGCUUUUGAAAAAGAAGUUUUGCAGACCUGAAAAAGAAAUUUUGCAGACCUAUGAACUUAUUUUGUUUGUCUACUUUUAAAAAAACCAAACAAUUAAAUGCGAUCAUUUUUAAUUUUUUCUUGUAAUAUAAAAAAAAAAUAUUCUAAAUUUUACAAAUCUGGUUUUGUCUUUUGAAAAAUAAGGUUUUCUGCCAGUGACAUACUACAAAUAAAUCUAGUAGAAGAAUGUGCACGGAGACAGGGCCAGGAGAAUUUUAUGCAAAAAUUGCCCAUGGUUCUGGAAAAACUUCGGAUGACACGGGUGCUCCACGAGCUAGAGGAUAGAAAAGUCAAACUUGAAGGAAUUUUUCCACCGCAACCCAAGCGCCCAUCUCAUGCAGCUACUACUACACAGGAUACAACUAAAGUUAAACAAUGUACUGAAGUUGUACAAAUGGGGAGCAUGACUGAGGCCAAGUCUCUAUAUAAUGUGUCAGAAUGCAGUGGGCACCCUUCUGAUCCAUCUUCAAAAAAUGUAAACAAACCAACUGCAUGUAGAAGAGAGCAGAGAACAAAAUCCUGUCAAGAGUGCCCUGACCUUAGAGUUAAUUUGAAUCAACAUGAACUCUCCAAAGUGUCAACUAUCUCAUGUGAUGGAGGUACAAAAUGUCAAUGCGCAGAGAAAACACGUACCUCCAGUAGUGGCUCGGACUCUGUUUUGAAGGAUAGCUCUGUCCAAUCAGAGCUCCAGUCAUAUCCAACGCCGACCUCUAGCUUGUUAGCUGAAAGGGGCACUGAUCAGAGCUGCUUAGAUAGUGGAAGAUCUGCCAGCUACACACAAACAAUGCCAGUCAAUAAAGAUCUCCUUCCUGGCUAUCCUAAAUCACUAGUUGCCGCCGAGUUGCAGGACGACCUUCAGAUAUCUGAUAGUGGUCCUCAUGCCAUUCCACAUCCUGAAAAUGGAAUGACACACUCACAUGGUGAUAGACCUCACUCUUCUUCUUCAAAUCGAACUGUAUCAGCCCCGAAGAAGUCAAGUAGUAAACCACGAUUACCUGAUUUGGAACAAACACAGAAAAAAGAACUGUAUGCAGUACAGACCAUAGUUUGACCAAAACUCAUCAAUGCAAACAUUCCACUUAACACAUAAUUUUAUCAUUUUGUUUACAUUUUUAGUCAAGAUCAUUUUGUCUUCCUAUUUUUUUUAAUAAAUGGUAAUGAAUCAGUCAUUGCUUAAUCUAUUAAACCUGUUGCAGACGGAAUAUCCAAACAAACUGUAAAUUCAAAUUACUGUUAUUUUUUUAUAUGUUUUGACCAGUAAGUCCCUCAUCAUUAUGUUGUGAUUUGAUUAUGAGCCUUAUUAUUUUAAAAUAUAAAUUUUACCAUUGUUACAUAUUUGUUUUAAAGAAAUGGAGUUGCUUACAUCUAUUUAAAUCUGCCUUUAAAAACAUAAAUAAAUGAAGCAUUGUGAGAGUGCUCAGAUCUCAUUGUGCACUUACAAAAUAUAUAUGUAAAUAGGAUUCUUUGUCAUUAAAUUACAAACAUGUUUUAAAAAUAAUCUUCUUGGCAAUGAAGUUAUUGCCACCUCAGCUAUUGUUAGAACUGUUUCAUAAUGUCUCAACUGUGUUGUGAUGCUCUCAUUAGAAUAUUAGUUUUAGGUCACAGAAUGUAUGGAAGAAAUGGUCACUGGCCCAAUUUAAAAUUCAAUUUUUUAAAUUCUCCAAUACAAUAAAGUAUUGAUGUUUUUUCAUUAAGCCCCUAUAAACACUGCAUUUGAAGCAAAAAAAGUUUUAAAUUAAAUUUUGAUCCAUACACCCGAUAAUAAUUUAUAUUUUUUACCUAUUGUUUUAUAAUUCUAUAAAGAAUAAAAAAUCCUUUGCAUUCUAUUUCAAAUUAAAAAAUUGUUAUUAAGAUUGAAAUGUAUCUACAGUUUUACAGUUUGGGUAUAGUUCAAAUAAUUGUUUGUAGUAAUGUUAAUACUAGUACUCCACACUCCCUUCUAAUUUUUUCAUACAAAUAAAUUGAUGUGUUUUGUUUCAAUGAUUAUUUUAUUAAUUUUUUUACAAUGAAAUUUAUAUUUUUAUAUAUACAUAAAUGUUAGAAAAUGUGACUACAUCUAAGGUUGUAUAAUGCAUUUGACUGUGUUCAUAAAACUAUAUUUACUUGGUUUUUGUC
Molecule: messenger RNA, 33087 nt
Organism: Lymnaea stagnalis (great pond snail)
Lineage: Eukaryota; Metazoa; Mollusca; Gastropoda; Lymnaeidae
Source: the annotation of a GenBank genome assembly